Molecule: messenger RNA, 1167 nt
Organism: Brettanomyces nanus
Lineage: Eukaryota; Fungi; Ascomycota; Pichiomycetes; Pichiales; Pichiaceae
Exons: 1
Coding region: 1-1167 (388 amino acids)
Biological process (GO): L-serine biosynthetic process
Cellular component (GO): cytoplasm
Molecular function (GO): O-phospho-L-serine:2-oxoglutarate transaminase activity; pyridoxal phosphate binding
Source: RefSeq, a predicted model, not a curated record
AUGUCUCUUGAUAGAGAAGAACCUAAUUACUUUGGUGCUGGUCCAGCACAGUUGCCCACAAAUGUUCUACAGCAAGCUGCAAAAGACCUAAUCAACUUUCAAGGCCUUGGAAUCGGUGCUGGAGAGAUCAGUCAUCGUUCCGCUGCUGGUGUAGGAAUCGUCAACCAUACGAAGGAGUAUUUGAGGAAAUUGUGGCAGAUUCCAGUCACUCAUGAGGUUUUCUUUUUACAAGGAGGAGGUACCACUGGAUUUUCGUCAAUUCCUACCAACUUGUCUGCAGCUUUCGCCAAGAAAUCCGGUAAAAAGGGUAGACCUGCCUAUGUUAUUACUGGUAGUUGGUCCAAGAAGGCUUGUGAAGAGGCUGAGCGAUUAGGAUUCGAUAGUCAGGUUGUUGUGAAUGCAAAGACUGCAGACGGGAAAUUCGGCGACAUUCCGGAUGUCGAUAAGUGGACUAUUCCUGUUGCUGAAGACACUCCAUAUGUCUAUUACUGCGAUAAUGAGACUGUUCAUGGAGUGGAAUUCCAAGAGUUCCCUUAUGAAAAGUUCCCUGGAGUUGAAAUUGUCGCAGAUAUGUCGUCAAACUUCUUGUCGAAACCGGUAGACUUUUCAAAGUACGGUCUGGUGUUUGGUGGUGCCCAGAAAAACGUUGGUAUUGCUGGUGUUACCAUCUAUAUCAUCAAAAAGUCCCUUUUGGACUAUCCUUCCGUAAAAGAAUUGAGGAAGUUAGACAUCCCUAUCACUCCAAUUGCCUUUGAUUAUCCAACUGUGAUCUCUAAGGACUCUGCUUACAAUACCAUUCCGACUUUUGCUGUUCAUAUCAUCGAGUUGGUUCUUGAAAAUUUGAUUAAGAAGGGAGGUAUUGAGAUACAACAACAAGAGAACGUCAAAAAGUCCGACUUACUCUACUCAACGUUAGAGAAGUACCCAACUUUUUAUCAUCUACCUGUGACCAAGCGUGCCAGAUCUAGAAUGAAUGUUGUGUUCACCAUCAAGGAUGGUUCUUUAGAUGCCGAAUUCUUGAAGGAGGCUUCUGAUGUCAAAUUGACCGGUCUCAAAGGUCACAGAUCUGUUGGUGGUAUGAGGGCUUCGCUUUACAAUGCUGUAACACUUCCGUCAGUGCAGUUGUUGGCUGAUUUCGUCGAUAAGUUCGCCAAAGCUCACCAGUAA